Messenger RNA from Parnassius mnemosyne (clouded apollo), 738 nucleotides. NCBI's taxonomy places the organism in Eukaryota, Metazoa, Arthropoda, Insecta, Lepidoptera, Papilionidae. The record is from the annotation of a GenBank genome assembly.
AUGACAGACGUAACGAAAAAGGUUCAAGACUACAAGGACUCUCUCAAGCAAAAAGCUGAGCACCUUAUCAUAAAGGGUUUUCCAGAGAAGAUAGUAAAGUUAAAUGAGCUGUUAGAAACGUCAAACUUUCAAAACCGUGAUUUAGCAGAUGUUCAUCAGGAUCUAAACAUUCCAGUACCACCACCAGUGACUUCUUUGAAUGAACCAAAUGCAAAACGACAGCGACUGGAUUCAUCUGAAACAUCUAGUACUACAACUAUAGAUGGUACCAGAGUUUAUGCAUUGCCUAAUGGAACAGUACCAUGUAAUAAACCACUCAGUGACCUUAUUCAUCUUGUUAAACCUCAUAUAAGAGAGCUGGUUGAAGAUUCUAAUUUGCUGAAAAUGUGGAUUUCAUUCAUGAUACCUAAAAUUGAAGAUGGAAAUAAUUUUGGUGUAUCAAUACAAGAGGACACACUAGCUGAGAUUCAAUCUGUGGAGUCUGAGGCAGCUGCUUUUUUUGACCAAAUCUCACGGUACUUUAUUUCCAGAGCAAAAAUAGUGUCAAAAGUUGCUAAAUACCCACAUAUUGAUGACUAUAGAAGAGCUGUCAGAGAACUUGAUGAGAAAGAGUAUUUGUCACUAUGGCUCGUCAUGUGCGAGAUUCGCAAUCGUUAUUGUUCCUUGCAUGAUAUUGUCAUCAAGAACUUGGAGAAAAUCAAGAAACCACGCUCUUCUAAUGCCGAUUCAUUAUAUUAG